This is a messenger RNA of Ciona intestinalis (vase tunicate), 5127 nucleotides long. The record is from RefSeq and is a predicted model, not a curated record. NCBI's taxonomy places the organism in Eukaryota, Metazoa, Chordata, Ascidiacea, Phlebobranchia, Cionidae.
CCGAGUUUUACUUUCCAGCUUGCCAGAUAGUUUCAGUAUUGAAAUUGUCACUUGUGUAAUUACGUCACGAUGACGUGGCUAUAUGCUGUUUGUUUGCUAGCAUUGGCUGGACAAUCUUUGGGACAAUAUGGUGAUGUAUACACGUAUGAUGAAGAAUCACCAGGACUGCCCGAUUACCCCGGUUACAACUACAACGAAUACGGGAACAAUAACGAGGGUUCGGGAUCUGGGGAGACGGAAGCAGCGAGAGGUUCCUUCGUAGUUACAAUUCAACAAAAGUUUCGAAAAGUUUUGCUCCAAGAAACUUCGGUUCGCUUUGAAAGAAUGAGCGAGCGUGUUUCCACAGCGAUCUCUGGUUAUUUAACAAGAGAGCUAUCAGCUGAAGCGGAGGAUUUCACGAUUGAUGUGACGCAAUUCGAACCGAGCCCUGACGUCAACCAGCGUAGAACAAAGGCGAUCCUGGAUAUUACGUUCGAAUCGUAUUCUCCGGUCACAUCUGAGGAGUUAAGUCAAGCAAUGGUCGGGUUCAGCGGACGAAUCGGAAGGGCAAGGGUUACAGAAGUCACCGAUAUUACAGAGCCAGUCGACGUAGAGGAAGGUUUAACUACAGUCCCGCCACCCGAGACGACAACUUUGCCAUCUGUGGCCAUGCAAGCUAUCAUUACUUAUGACAAGAGGUUUGACAGCAGGCUAUUAGACUCAACGUCCAGAGCUUUCACCAAGGAAAAGAACAUCGUCGGUCCUGAGAUUCGUCUCUACCUGUUCGGUUCAGUUACCAGUGGAACAAUUAACACACAAGAAGUAGUUGGCUUUCGAAGAAUGCCACGCAGAAAAACUGGGGUGGUUGUAGCUUUUGAUGUGACUAAUGUAACGCCAGAUGAAAUGUUGCAACAUUUAUUGGGUUUAGUUGGUGAAAGAUUAAGAAGAUCAGCAAUCCUUAAUGCCGAACUUCUUCCCUCAGAAGAACCAACCCCAACUCCACCUCUGGUCACUGAACCAACUCCUGGUGCACCAACAGGAAGAGGAGAUCACGAACCAGAUGUUGAGAGACCAGAUCACUGUCCUCUCAUACUUGCUCCUGAGCAUGGAAACAUGGAUUGUACCAACACUAAUCUUAUUGGUUCAAUCUGUACAUUCUGGUGUGAAGAAGGAAGCUCAUUGGCUGGCCAGGAAUCAUUCGCAUGCGCAGAUGAUGCACACUGGUUGGCUGAAGUGCCCCACUGCCCACGUAUAUUUUGCGAAGAGGACAUUGAUUCGGAAUUUGAGAAUGGCAUGGUUACUUGCUCCCAUCAUAAUCGCUUCAAUUCAUUGUGUACAUUCGAGUGCAAUGAAGGGUAUGAGUUACAAGGUGUUCCGGCAGUAACCUGUGAGAUUUCGGGCCAGUUUACCGGAGAGUGGUCGGACCAAAAACCUCUUUGUGAACUUGUCCCUGUGGAUUGUGUGGUUGAAUACAACGACUGGGGUGCAUGCAGCGAGGGUAUUCGAAGCAAACAAGGAUUUAUUUUAGUUCAAGCUGUUGGGACUGGCACUCCUUGUCCCGAUAUCAUUCCUGCUCAUACUGAACGUUGUGUUGACUGUGGUGUGGAAUGGGGUGAUUGGUCGGCUUGUGCUGAUGGUGUUCGUACAAGAACACAAGUUGUGGCUGUAGAGAAAGUAGGAGCUGGUGAAAACUGCCCUGAACUUCAAACACAAGAUGAAGAGUGCUACGACUGUGAGUAUAGUUGGGGAGAGUGGAGGAGUUGUGAGAACAACAGAGCACAGAGAGUCCAGGUUAUUUCCCAGCCAAGAGUUGGUGCUGGUGAAGAGUGUAUACCUCCCCAAACAGAAUAUCAAGCAUGUGCUGACUGUGUGGUAGCAUGGGAUGACUGGGGCGAGUGUAUUAAUGAUCAGAAGACUAGAUCACAAGUUGUCCAAGUUCCUCAAGUUGGUUCUGGAACAUCAUGUCCUUCAACUCUUGGAACAGAAACUCAAAGUUGCACCAACUGUGUUGUUGAAUGGGAAGAAUUUGGUGAAUGUUCUGGUGGUACAAGGUCCAGGCAGCAGUUUAUUGCGCAACUUGCCACUAGGGGUGGAACAGAAUGUCCACCAUUGGAAACACAAACUGAGGAUUGUGUGCAUUGUGAAUUAGCAUGGAGUACAUGGGGUGAAUGUGAUGGUGGCAGCAGAGUUCGAUUCCAGGAAGUAAUAAGAGAGAAAGUUGGAGCUGGAAAUGAUUGCCCAACAGUUUUAACGGAUAUUGAAGACUGUAUUGACUGCAUCAUUGACUGGGAGGCAUGGGGUACUUGCGAAGGUGGUUCAAGAAGUAGAAGUGAAACUGUUCUUGCUCCUGCUGUUGGUGCUGGUAAAUGCCGGGAUAUUACGACUGAAACUGAAGAUUGUGUUGAUUGUAAACUUGGUUGGUCAGAUUGGAGUGAAUGUGAAGACGGACGCAUUACAAGAACCCAAGUCAUCCUUGUUGCACCUGUUGGGGCUGGUGCUCAAUGUCCAGAUGAAUUAAGAAUUGACACUGAAAGCUGCUCUGACUGUGUUGUUGACUGGGAGGACUGGGGUGAAUGUUCAAAUGGGGAAAGAACCAGAUCCCAAGUUAUUUCGAGAGCUGCUGUUGGCGCUGGGAACGAGUGUCCGGAACUCAGCAGCGAAACUGAACCUUGUGUGGACUGCGAACUUGUUUGGGGAGAUUGGGGUGCAUGUGCUGGAGGAACUCGUAGUAGAAGCCAGGCCAUUGGUACAGCACGUGUUGGAGCUGGAAAGGCGUGCGGUGCCCUACAAGUUCAGAAUGAAGCCUGUGUUGACUGUGAGGUAGAAUGGUCUCCGUGGUCCGAGUGUUCUUCAUUCCAACAAACAAGGACGCAAGUAAUCACCACUGAACAAGUAGGAGCAGGUAGUGCAUGCCCAGAUCUGCUGACUGAAAACCGAGAUUGCUUCGAUUGCGAAGUUGCUUGGAGCGAUUGGACUCAAUGUGCUGAUGGUUCUCGAUCGAGAGAUCAGUUUGUUCUUGCUCCAAAAGAAGGUGGGGGCAAAGAUUGUCCAGAAUUGGAGACACAGAAUGAAGUUUGUACUGAAUGUGUUGUACAGUGGGGUCCAUGGAAAGCAUGUGACCAAGGCACAAGAACCAGAACUCAAUUUGUUUUUAUUGAGCCUGUUGGAGCGGUUCCAGCAUGUCCAAUACUUCAAACUGAUAUUGAAGAGUGCGUUGAUUGUGAGGUCUAUUGGGGUGAUUGGACGGGAUGUGUAGAUGGAUUCCGCACAAGAUCGGAAAAGAUUUUAACAGAUACUGUUGGAGCUGGUGCUGUUUGCCCUGAAUUAAGAACAGAAUCAGAAGUUUGUGUGGAUUGUGAGUUGAAAUGGUCUGAUUGGGGAGAAUGUCUGGAUGGAACCAGAAUCCGUCUUCAGUAUCCUGCUGUACUGAACCAGGGAGCUGGUACGGAGUGUCCAGAAUUACAGACGGAAACUGAAGAUUGUGUACAUUGCGUUGUGGAGUGGGGACCAUGGAGUGAGUGUUUGGAUUUAUCGAGUUCAAGAAGUCAAAUUGUGGUAACGGAAGCGGUUGGAAGUGGAGGAAGAGCUUGCCCAAAACUUCAAACAGAGAUUGAAGGUUGUUCUAAUUGUGUUACUGAAUGGAGUGACUGGAGCUUCUGUGUGAACCAGAAACAAUCAAGAGUACAAUCCAUUGUUACACCACAAUCGGGAAGAGGAGAACAAUGUUCAACUCUUCAAACUGAAACAAGAGAUUGCGCUGAACCUGUUGUUGAACCAACACCAGUUCAGCCUACAGAGCCACCAACAGAGCCACCUACCGAGCCACCAACCGUGCCUCCCACCGAACCAGCCACGGAGCCACCAACAGUGCCACCGACAGAGCCACCAACCGAGCCACCGACGGAGCCACCAACCGAGCCACCGACAGAGCCGCCAACGGAACCACCUACCGUGCCACCAACAGAACCAGCCACAGAGCCACCAACGGAGCCACCAACGGUGCCACCAACCGAGGCAGAGACUGAAGCACCUGAAACGGAUGUUCUCUGCAGAUAUGUCAGAAACUUCCUCGGCCAUGGAAAAGCACCUCGUGAAAGAGACUUGUUGUUGCUUGGAGAUGAAUCCGGAAGCAUUGGUUGGUAUAACUUUGAAAAGACAAAAGACGCUUUCAAGGCUGUUGCAAGGAAUGUUAACGGGGGCAUUGGAGGUCAAGCAACUCAGAUAGCCAUGAUGUCCUUCUCAAGGUGGGCACGCCUGCAGUUUGGUUUUGACCAAUAUGAAACUGCAGAUGAUGUUGUGAACGGCAUUAGUGCCACUAUAUUCCGUGGUGGUUACCGAUCUAAAAUUGGAAGUGCUCUAAAGGAUGCAAAUACAUGGAUGUUCCAACAAUCACAAGGCAUGAGAAGCUUCCCAGGUAAUGAUGAAGAUGAAAUAGACCAUGAGAUAUUAAUCGCAACUGACGGCUGCAGAACUUCUAAUGGAUAUUAUCUUCAAGCGGGUUUGAAAGCAAUCAAGAAGCGUGGCAUUAAGUUAUCAGUGCUGGCUAUCUACGCCAGAGAUCCACGUUGCCAGGAAACUAUUCGAUCAAUGGUUGAUGAUCCUAACGAUCUUUAUGAAAUUGGUGACUGGGCAGCACUGGUUGAAAUGACAAAGCAAAUAGACGCUGGUGCAUGCAGGCAGUGAUCUUUCACUUCUGGUCAAUUUUUAAGUUUUCCGGAGUUCACUAUUUCGCAACACACUAUCAAACAACCUUUACAUUCCUGCGUAAAAUUUUUCUACAAAAAGUAAAGCCUUAGUACUUAGUUUAAUAUCCCAACAUGUUCUCCUAAUAUAGUUCCAUCUACCAUGUAAAUAACAGACACAUUCCAACGUCCAUGCAGUUGACAGUUGUUCCGCUUUUUCUUCUUCACCCACUUCUGGGACCACGAGCACAGGAUUAACUGCAGUAAAACUGCUUUGUUGUGUUUUGUAACUUUAGGAAAUGCAAUGAGCCCAGUGCAGCCUUACUACCGUGUACCAGCUAACGUGUUCAUCUGUACAUAAUCACCGCUGCUUUACAGCAUGUAUUACAUCAUAAUACAACAUGGCAUUAUGCUCAUGAUGGUUUUGGGAAGUCAUCAUUGAAUAAUAAACCAUUACAUCAUGGAG